UUCCGGAUCAGCGUGCGCUAGGUAAACAAAGCACAGCACAGAAGACAGGAGUCACGUCAUGUCAGACUGACUGGUCACCUGGCCGCCACCUGUAGUGAGUCCGCUGUGGUUUAUAGUGGGCGGACUGGUGUCCGGCGUGUCAGUGUGUGUCACAGGUAACAGGCUGUAACACAGGUGGACUAGUCAGACAGGUUUGGUCCGGACGCCUUUUGUUCACUUCUUCUCAGGGCGAUGUAGCAGUCAGUCAAGUUACCAUGAAGAUAGUCGCAACUGUAGCGCUUCUACAGCUGUGCUUCUCUGCGACAGUUUCGGGUAAUGGCUCCGCCGAGACGACGCUGACAGCCGCACCGGGCGACAUCGCUCUACUUCCGUGUUACACCGACGGGACCGUGACACCGAACGUGACGACGUGGAUUAAAAACGGACGAGAACUUAUUACAGGUGGAGGUGCCGAGCCGAGCCCUGCGCCCAGCGGGCAGCGCCUCACAGUGCUGCAUGAUGGGAGUCUGAACAUCAGGUUGGUGGUACCUGGUGAUGAGGGCAGCUACCUGUGCAACUCCACCCUACCGGGCGACUUCACCUUUCAUGCACGUGUCCAGCUGCAAGUAACCAGUGGUCCAGAGGGUCUAUCUGCGUCCAUCGGUCCAGCCACUGCCCUGUCCAACGGGACGCUCAUUGCCUAUAAGGGCUCCACAGUCACCUUCAACUGCUCUGGCACCGCCUACCCCUCUGUGCAGCUCUCCUGGGCCUUCAGCGGCGCCUCAUUCAGCAAUGACUCGCUGGUUUCUACCUCUGGAUCCUUCCUGAAGUUCAGGAUGGAGGACAUCCAGCCCAGUGCUCAGGGAGUUUACAGCUGCAGGGCCCAGAACACCUUAACUCACCAGACACUCAAUAAGAGCACAGAGCUGCUCGUGUACUAUGUCCCCGACAGACACCCAGAGUGUAUGUGGGCACCAGCACAGGACCCCUCACAAUUCCAGUUCAACUGCACCUGGUUUGGAGCGUACCCAACACCGACGCUACGCUGGGGGGAGGACGAGGGCAAGCAAGGAGCUCGCUGGAAAGAACGCGUCUACGCCACGGAGGAGACGGACAGCCUGGCGCUGACACUGAACCGCUCCAUGCUGUCCGACGGGCAGACGCUGAGGUGCAUGGUCCAGCACCUAGCCUUAGCUCCAGGGAAGGAGAAGUCCUGUUCGUUCACCCUCAAGCCUCCGUAUCCUGAAGGUGAGCCUCUGGUCACGGCUCAGGAGGACACCAGCAUCACUCUGAUCUGCACUGAGGCCGUCUCCAUCCCUCCUGCAAACACCACCUGGAGAAAGGGGCUCCAGCAGGAGGACAUUAUACCUGGUUCCAAGUACGUGCUGUCUGAGGAAGGCCCCGUCCUCAAGCUGACCAUACUCAACGUCAGCAAGGAUGACGAAGGCGUCUACUUCUGCCGCAGCGAGAACCCCCUCGCCGUCUGCGAGCUGGAAGUCUACCUCACUGUGAGGACCUCCUCUGCAUACACAGGAGCGAUCAUCGGGAUCUUUAUCGCUGCACUGAUCGUGGGCUCGGCCGCAAUCGUAGCUAAAACUGUUUACUCCAGCCGACACAGGAUUUGUCUGGGAGGCGGCUUUGGGCAAGUGGAGGAGGACAGAGGGGACGUGCUGAGUCUGGUGGAGUCUGAUGACGAGCAGAUCUUUCAAGACACUGUCCCCAGGCUGCCUCCAAUAACCAACGGCCGCCACACGACGCUGGUCCAGAUACAUCGAAUCCCAUCAAGUGACCAUGAGGAUGCAGAAACAGCCGAGACGAGCCCAGAGCAGCAGGAAGAAACUGUACAGACAGAAGAGCCGGCAGAUCUUGUAACAUUUUAGGUAUUAGGUGUUUUUAGACAACUGUUUAUUUUAGGUAAAUACCAUUUACUCCCAAUGAGAAUGUGAACAGAAUUGGUGAAAGACUCAUGUAAAAUCUUUAUUUGUUAUUUUUUAAAAACGGGAGUUAAGCUCAUUUCUAUGAUUUGUUUGUACAGUGUUAUGAAUAUGUUGUUGUGACACGUAGAGUUGUGCAGUAAAAGAAGCUGUGUAAACAAAA
This is a messenger RNA of Acanthopagrus latus (yellowfin seabream), 2076 nucleotides long. It is a transcript of the gene vsig10, whose product is annotated as V-set and immunoglobulin domain containing 10. The record is from RefSeq and is a predicted model, not a curated record. Gene Ontology annotation, cellular component: cell-cell junction. Gene Ontology annotation, molecular function: cell adhesion molecule binding. Gene Ontology annotation, biological process: cell-cell adhesion. The coding region runs from base 255 to 1859 and encodes 534 amino acids. The transcript is spliced from 9 exons. Lineage: Eukaryota; Metazoa; Chordata; Actinopteri; Spariformes; Sparidae.